Archocentrus centrarchus (flier cichlid) is the source of this 713-nucleotide messenger RNA. Its product is annotated as histone deacetylase HDT3-like. The transcript has 3 exons. Lineage: Eukaryota; Metazoa; Chordata; Actinopteri; Cichliformes; Cichlidae. The record is from RefSeq and is a predicted model, not a curated record. The coding region runs from base 1 to 534 and encodes 177 amino acids.
AUGCGCCUCGCAACUCCAAUGAGUCGCUCCCAUGAUCCUCCCAUGUGUGAAGAGUAUGGGGAGUUGAACAGCCAUGUGCAUCCUUUCUCCAGCAGGAAGCGCGUACGUGCGCAGCUUCACGUCAGACCCCCCCCAGAUGACAGUGAUGAUAGUUGUCUCUGUCACAGUGCAGGCAGCGAUGAGGAAUAUUUACCCAAGCCAGGUUAUGAUGAGAGCAGCAGUGAGAGUGACAUGAGCAGAAGUGAAGAAGAAAAUGUUCCUAAGCCAGAUGGUGAUGAGAGCAGCAGUGAGGAGGAGGUUGUCACCACCAGUGGCCAAGCAGCAAGACAGAAGCAAAAGAGACCAAACAAAGAAAAAGUGGCGUGGAAGACUGUGAAACAGACUCAGAGCUCUGCAAAAAAUGUGCCCAUGUGGCAAGGUGCUCUCCCAGACAAUGACUCAAUCAGACUGCCAAGAAGAGGCCAAAAAGAGGGGGCGGCCCUCAUCGGACAUGGAGCGAGAGUUCCAGAAGAAGCAGCGCAGGGGACCAACUAAAGCUAUUCCCACACAAGAUGUCCGUGCUGAUGGAGUGGGUCACUGGCCGCAAAUUGACAGUGUGCGGCAACGCUGCAAAUUUCCAAAGUGCACGGGCCACACAAGCAUUGAGUGCACAAAAUGUGACGUUCACCUGUGCCUAAGACUAAAAACUGCUUCUGUGCAUUCCACGAAUAAGA